UGUUUCAGCCCAGAGCAGUGGUAGCAGAGCCGGGCAAGUGUUUGACCCGCACACCGAAAUGACAGCGACCCUCCUCCUCCUGCCGCCGCCGCUGCUGCUGCUGCUGCUCUGCUGCUCCGCCGGAGAAGCUCAACAAAGCACCGCUGCUGUCAGAAAUUAUUAUGUAGCAGCUGUAGAGAUCGGCUGGGACUACAUCCACCUGGACGAAGGAGACCCAGCGGCCGAGCAAAGGACAAGAUCUAAAGAUAUUCCUCAAAAGUACAUCAAGGCGGUGUACAGAGAGUACACAGAUUCAACAUACACUGUCCCAAGGCCAAGGCCAGCAUGGACAGGCAUUCAAGGCCCUGUGAUCGUGGCCAAGGCCGGUGACAGGGUGGUGGUCCACUUCAAAAACCUGGCCUCUCAGCCGUACAGUAUCAGCCCAGUGGGGAUCAGCUACUGGAAACAGUCUGAAGGAGCCGGAUAUGAUGACUCCUCAGCAGGUCAGGAGAAGGAGGAUGAUGCCGUCCCUCCUGGAGGAUACUAUGAGUACGUGUGGGACAUCAGUGGCAAAGACGGUCCGACCAUCGGUGAUCCAGAGUGUCUCACCUACUCUUACUCAUCCCAGGUGGACCCUGUCCGUGAUGUCAACACCGGACUCAUCGGUGCCCUGCUUAUAUGCAAAGCAAGUGCCUUCUCUGAAGAUGGCCAGAGGAGAAAUCCAGCAUUUGUCCUGCUGUUUGCCGUGUUCGAUGAGACAAAAAGCUGGUACGGGGAGGUAGGAGAGAGAAGGAGCAGAGAGAAGUUCAAGAGGAGCCCUGAGAGGAAAGAAUACCACACCAUCAAUGGAUAUGUCAACUCAACAUUACCGGGUUUGAAAGUGUGUCAGGGUCGUAAAAAUGUGUUAUGGCAUCUGAUUGGGUUGGGCACAGCUUCAGAAAUCCACUCCAUUCAGUUUCAGGAUCACACCCUGCAGGUGUUGACACAUCGUAAAGCCACUGUGGAAGUGACCCCUAUGUCAUUCAUCACUGCAGAACUGAGACCUGCUACUGUCGGCCGCUUUCUCAUCAGCUGUCAGAUACAUGCUCACCGCUAUGAUGGUAUGAAUGCUUUGUUCAUGGUGGAGAAAUGCCCCGAGCCUACCGUUCUGCCGGGACCUGACCUACGUAACGUCAAAUACAAUGACGACGACUACGGCGAUGACAGUUUAUUCAACACCAUAAGCUUUCAAAAACCACAAAUGCAAGCCAGAACAAACCGAGGAGAGCAGUCUAGAACCUGGCAACACUACAUCGCUGUUGAAGAGGUCACCUGGGACUACGCUGGUCAUCUCACACCCACAGACAGUGUGAUGCAGUCUGUAUAUUUGCCUGAAGCUCCACAUCACCUAGGCUACAGGUAUAAAAAGGUGGCUUAUGUGGAAUACACAGACGGAACUUUCACUCAGAGGAAAAAUACUAAAACAACACUGCUGGGUCCACUUCUAAAGGGAAAAGUCAACGAUCAAAUCCAUAUCACGUUCAAAAACAUGGCUGAUCGUCCUUUCAAUAUCUACCCCAUUGGCCUUACCCAGAUAUCUCCACUGGACAAAUCUACAAAUGAGAAGGACCUGCGCUCAAUGGGAGUUCCCCCUAACGGGACGUUUAGUUAUGUUUGGAGGCUUACAAUAAAUGAUGGGCCCUUGAAGGGAGACCCCGAGUGUCUGACUCAACUGUAUCAGAGCACCGUCAACCCGGAGAGGGACUUGGCCUCUGGGCUGGUGGGCACCCUGCUCAUCUGCAAGCAAGGAGCCAUAGACACCAGAGGACGUCUGUUUGGCCCAGAUAAAGAGUGGAGCGUGACAUUUGCAGUGUUUGACGAAAACAGAAGUUGGUACUUCAACGAUAACAUGCAGAAUUCCAGCAAAAACUCCUACAACACAAUGGACCCUGAAUUCUACAACUCAAAUGUCAUUUACAGCGUGAACGGCAUCAUGUUCUGCGGACGUCAGUUUGCUAUUCUUAAAACUGACGUCACCUUCUGGCUCGUGUCGUAUGUGGGCACCCAGAGCGACUUCCUCUCCGUUUACUUCACUGGAAACCGCUUUCAGUACCAAGGCCUCCACCAGUCAGUCCUCACCCUCUUCCCCAUGACUGGAGUGACUCUUACCAUGGAACCCGAGGUGAUGGGUGAGUGGGAAAUCAUUGCCUUCGAUAGCAGACUGAAAAACCGUGGCAUGAGCGUUCGUUACUCUGUCCUUCAGUCCAGUGCCGGAGACCUCCCUCUAGUCGACCAUGACGACGAUGAAGACAUUUCUGCAUAUAUCGAUCUGCUCAUGCCGAGGAGCAGAAGAUCUCAUAAUGGCACAGUGAUGGUUCAAGUGUUCAAAAACAAUACUCAAACAGUAAACGCUUCUAGUCUUAAUGUCACUGAAACUGAGGGAACUGUAGGACAGUCAGGGUCUGUGACAUCAUUGGAAGAGCCAGACGGAGGGAUCCCGCUGAAUAUCUUGGAGGAAAUCGACAGAGACGGAGAGUGGACCGAGUCUGAGAAUGGGACUGAACCCAGAGGAGAAAGUGGUGGCAGACAGAGAAGACACACUGAGGGCAACUGGACAGAUGGAGAUAUCAGCUCUGGAGCCUCUGAGGAUGGAAGUACUGCUAUGGAGAUUGGACAUCCUACUAUGGGAAAUGGAACCGACAGCAGUGACGAGGUAAAACAAGAGGAAAUAAGUUCACAGAAUGGGACAAAGGGGGAGCUUGAAGAGAGCAACGAGAUCUUACAGAACAUUAAGCCGCUGCUGGACAGGAAUAAUAGAAACACAAAUUUAGAAAAAAUACAUCAGAACCACAUUACAGCGGCUCUGCAGCCUGUGGAAUACAACAUCACUGUGGAGAACAAUUACACAGCAGGGAUUGAUCUGUCCCUAGAGUAUGACGACUACAGCCAAGAGGUAAAAAGCACAGCAGAUGAAUUUGGCACAGACUACAUUGAUCUGCGCUCUGGAGAGAAGAGAGAUGAAACUUACUACAUCGCGGCAGAGGAGAUCUCAUGGGACUACGGCAUCAGAAAACCACAUCAGCUCAUCAAACCCAGAGAGAUGCGUCGCGGGAUGAGAAAAUUCCUGCCAGAGUAUAAGAAAGUUGUGUUUCGAGCCUAUUGGGAUGAAAAGUUUGAGCGUCCCAUAGGCAGAGGAGAGUUCCAGGAACACCUGGGGAUCAUGGGACCUACUAUCAGAGCUGAGAUUAAUGAACGCUUCACUGUGCUCUUUAAGAACAAGGCAUCCAGGCCUUACUCCUUUCAUCUUCAAGGAGUCUAUGAUCAUGGCCAUGGAGCAGGCGUCACCCAAACCCACUCUCCCACAGCUCCAACCGGGGUCCCAGGAGAGCCUGUGCCUCCUGGGGAGGCACGGACCUACAACUGGAGAGUCACCAGAAAGCAAGGGCCGUCUGACAGUGAAUUUGAUUGCAAAGCAGGAGCUUACUACUCCACUGUGGACAAGGAGAGGGACCUUCAUUCAGGUUUGAUUGGUCCUCUGGUGAUCUGUAAACCCAACACCCUCAAUCGUCUGAGAAUACAGACAAACAUCCAGGAGUUCUCUCUUCUUUUCCACACAUUUGAUGAAACUAAGAGCUGGUACAUGGAGGAGAACCUGCAGCAGCACUGUGCCCCCCCCUGUCAGGUCAACACUGAGGACCCCUGGUACCACAUCAGUAAUAAGUUUUCAGCAAUAAAUGGUUAUGUGGCAGAGACACUUCCUGGUCUGUUGGCUGAGCAGCACAAGCAGGUCCGGUGGCACCUCCUGAACGUAGGAGGUGAUGGAGAACACCACGCUGUUCACUUCCAUGGUUUACCUUUCACUGUUCACACUAAACUGGAACACCGUAUGGGCAUCUACAAUCUCUUCCCUGGGGUGUUUGGCACGGUGGAGAUGAGACCACCCACACUUGGCACCUGGCUGGUGGAGUGCAAUAUAGGAGAGUACCAGCUGGCUGGCAUGAGAGCUAAACUUCUGGUCUAUAAACAAAGAUGUUUGAUGCCUCUGGGGAUUAAAUCAGGACGCAUUGAGGAUUCCCAAAUGACAGCAUCAGAUUAUAAAGAUAGCUGGCAGCCAGCACUUGCAAGACUGGAUCAGUCCGGUUAUAUCAACGCCUGGAUGGGCAGGAACAAUAAUUCAUGGUUACAGGUGGACCUUCAGAGGCCUACCCUGCUGCAUGGUGUGGAGACGCAGGGAGUCAGGGCCAAGCUGAGGGACCACUUCAUCAGAAUCUUCAGAAUUUCCUACAGUCUGGACCAGGAGACCUGGUCCACUUACAGAGGAAACAAUACAAAGCAGGCACAUAGAUUUCGUGGCAACUUGGACAGCUCCACAGUGACACAAAACCUUUUCAUUCCACCCUUUUUGGCUCGCUAUGUCAGGAUUCAUCCAGUAGACUAUAAGCAAAGGCCUGCUCUCAGGCUGGAGCUGCUGGGCUGCGACCUAAACAGCUGCUCUCAGUCGCUCGGGCUUCAGAAGCGUGAAUUUCUUGACGAAAGCUUUAGCGCCUCUUCAACUUAUUCAUCUCUGCUGCGUAGCUGGAGCCCCCACUUCGCUCGCCUGCAUCUGGAAGGUAGCACCAACGCCUGGAGGCCGAAGAACAACAACCCCCACGAGUGGCUGCAGGUUAACUUGGGGAACGUAAAACGCAUCACAGGGGUCAUAACGCAAGGAGCCCGAUCACUGUUGACCCAAAUGAUGGUGACAGAGUUCUCUGUCACUGUUAGCCGUGACGGACGCUCGUGGAGCAGUGUGUUAGAGGAGAGCUCCCAAAGAGAAAAGAUCUUCCCAGGAAACAACAGCCCAGAUGAGGAAGCUCUCAAUGUAUUUGAACCGGCUCUGUUCAGCCAAUAUCUCCGUAUCCACCCCCGGGGCUGGAUCAAUGGCAUCGCCCUGCGCCUCGAGUUGCUGGGCUGUGACACACAGCAGUGACUCUGACACACUUGGCUUUUUGUAGUUGUGACUGGCAAAAAAAAGAAAUACAUAUAUAUGUCAUGUAGAGCACUUAAUAAUAUUUCCAUAUUUAAUGUGACCUUUAAUGAAGAGUGUCUUGUAGCCACUCUGUUUACUUUUUUAAUAACAUGUUCUUUGUGCUUUUUAAGCAGUAAAAAUGUUGUUAAAAUGAAUAUUGUCUUCAUGAAGCAAAGCUUUUUGUUCGAUGUAAUGUUCAAAAGGAUAGAAGGGGUUCAUUUGGGUUCAAAAGAAUAUUGUAGGUUUGGGAGUUUCAACAGGGCCACAGUGUUUGAAUGCAGCUGAGCGACACAGUAUUUCCUUUACUGUAAAGAGUGUUUACUAUAGAAAGUGUACCUGUGUGUAAAUAUUACAGACUCAGAUUGAUGUAUAAAGUUUGAAGGGUUGAUGUAUAUUGUUGGAAAAGUGUAUAUUAAUGUAUUUUUCUGCUUUAUGAGCUUUUAUAUAAACAAUGAAUCUCAAAGGA
Messenger RNA from Labrus mixtus (cuckoo wrasse), 5432 nucleotides. It is a transcript of the gene f8, whose product is annotated as coagulation factor VIII, procoagulant component. Bases 59 to 4927 code for a protein of 1622 amino acids. NCBI's taxonomy places the organism in Eukaryota, Metazoa, Chordata, Actinopteri, Labriformes, Labridae. The record is from RefSeq and is a predicted model, not a curated record. Gene Ontology annotation, molecular function: copper ion binding; oxidoreductase activity. The transcript is spliced from 27 exons.